UCCUCCUUCCCUCUCCCUCUCCCCCAGGUGUUGGCUAGGACAGCCAUCUUCAAGUAGUAGCUUAGCCCCCUUCUGCCUCCCUAGCAGCCAUGGGCACCAUUCACCAAGGGGCAGCUUUCAUCUGCGUCUGAGGAAAAAGAACUGAGAAAUCGAAGCUGGGCAAUAGUUGGGGCUCCCUUGAAAUGGCAGCAGACUAGAGUCAACACCGUUUGGGGCCUCAGUUUCCUUUUCUGUAAAAGAGUGGGUUGGCUUUGACUGCUAGCUCUAAAUGUAGGACUCGAUGCCCAGAUGAAAGGAGUGCCUUCUCCCUGACUUGUAUAGGACGGUGAGGAGGAAAGGAGCUUCGUUGGGCGUGUGGUAUGAGUUCCAGGAGGAGGGGGAAGGAAGGGUACCCUGUGCCAGCCCUCAGUUCCUUUGCUUCCUCUGGCCGGCCUGGUACCAGGAUGUUUGGCUUGGUGGCAAGAGGAGUAAGUUGCAAGGGAGGGAGGAUUUGGGCCCUGUUGAGCCAAGAACCGGUUCCUGGUUCAAGGGUCACACCUUGAAUUCUGUGUGCAAUGCUCUGAGAUCUCUUUCCACUGUUUUCUUCCUCUGCUUGGAACCAGGGAGGGCAGAGCACUGGGGUUGAGAAGGAAGAAGAAGGCCUGGCUGCUGCUUGGCCUGGGGGUCUGGACUCUUGGCUAGUCACACCUGACCAGCCUUUGCUUGGUCUCAGAUGUUCUGAGAAGCCACAGGCCUUCCAUCAGGGAGGCCAUUUGAUGGAGCCUGGUUGGGAUGAGGAGUUCCAGAGUCAGUAGGCCCCUAUCUGCCCAGUUCCAGAGCAGGGUUUUGGCUGUGGAUGAGGGCAUGGAGGAGGUAUCUGAGGACAAGGAAGGAGGGGAGGAGACCUUUCCCUAGGUGGCCCAGAGGAUGACCCAGGAUCAGAAGGCCCGAGCUUGCUGGGUCCUUCAGGUGUGCCAGCCUGAGCUGACCUGCCUGACAAGCUCCUGACUGCCAGGGCCCGCUAAGCUCAAGGUGUACAGGCAGCGGCAUCCGUGGCUGCUGGUCCCCAGGCGGCCACCUCUGGCGCCCACCACUCUCUCCCUUCCCCUGACCCUGGUCCUCCAUGGCGGAGGACUGGCUGGAUUGCCCCGUGUUGGGCCCCGGCUGGAAGCGCCGUGAAUCCUUCCGAAAAUCUGGGGUCACCUGUGGUCGUUCAGACACCUAUUAUCAGAGCCCUACUGGAGAGCGGAUCCGGAGUAAGGUUGAGCUGACCCGCUUUCUGGGGCCUGACUGUGACCUCAGCUGCUUUGAUUUCAAACGGGGCGUUCUCCAGUAUUUGCCUGCCAAGGCAUCUCCUCAAAAGAAGAAGACACAAGCUUGGCCCAAGAAGGCGGUACCAUCCCCCAAAGAGAAGCAGCCUCAGGAGCCCAGACUCGCCCUGCCUGCCCGCCAGAGCCCUCUAGAUAUAUGGUGCGAAAACUGUGGAGCCAACAUCUCAGGGGACAGCGCCGGGCGUCAGCGGCUCCGGUCUCUGUGUAAAAGCUGCCGAGCCCAGAGAAAUGCCUUCAACCGGGAGCAGAGAAUGUUCAAGCGCGUGGGCUGUGGCGACUGUGCAGCCUGCCGGGUGACUGAGGACUGCGGUGCCUGCUCUGCCUGUGUCGUGCAGCUCCCCCAGCUCCCACGGAGUCAGUGUGUCCAGCGCCGCUGCCUCAGGAUCGUUAAUAAGAGCUUCAGCUGUGGCCUCUGUUCUGGCUGUCAAACCAAGGAGGAUUGUGGGACCUGCCGGAUUUGUGAGCGCAGAGGGAAGCCGGGCCUCAAAAGGCAAUGGAAAUGCCUGCAGCGGCGCUGCCUGAAGAAGCGGAUAAUGAAGAGACCCCGAGGGUUGGCCGCUAGGAAGCCCUCAGGCAGGUGGCGCUGCGGCCUGGUACCACCGCCUCCAGCUCGAGCCGUCGGCCCUUCCGGCACUGCUAAGGUGGGGAGCACAGCAGCGUGGCCAGUUGGAUGAGUGUGGGGAGAGCCAGGUUCUUGUUGUUGACCCCCCCCUCCCCCUCAGUUCCCUCCCUUCUUGCCUCUGCUGUGAGGGCUGCUUCCUGGGGACUUCUGUGGGCUUCUUCGUUGCAGAAGGGUUGGGCAUCUUGAGCCCUGCUUUGGUACUGAGGGCUUGGAACCUCGGGAACCUGGGAGGGGGGAUGGGGGGGGCCCUGAGGUCUGGACUCUCCAGCUUCCCUCCCAUUGCCCUGCCUUCCCCACUGACAACAACUUCCGCUGCGGGUGGGGGGGGGCACAGCCCCCCCCCAGUUUCUUUCUCCACUUGUUCUCUCCUCCCUCCUGGGUGCUCUCUCAUUCUCCCUACCCUGCUGUCACUCCCCAGCGCUGUGCCUAGGGCCUCACCAGGUCCCUCUUCUCUUUUCCAAUGUCACCCAGAAAUGCAUGGAGCUUUGGGGGUCCUGUUCCUCCACAGGCUCAGUCUCUGCCCUUGCUCUCUGUUUUUUCCAUCAAUCCCCUUGGGCCCUAUCCUCCCCUGCUCAGGACAGGCCACCUUCAAAGCUACCCAGGAGCCAGAUUCGGUGUCUGACAAGGCCCCCCACAGUGACAGUGAGUGGGGCCUCAGGGUGAGGGUAUGCAUGGUGCAUGUGGGGACAGGACCUUGCCAGUCAGUGUGACUCAGCUGCUUCCUUUUUCCUACCCACCCCUGGGUCUGGGCCACCCUACUGAGCUUAUAGCUCCAUCUUAUCCUAAUCCAGGUCUGUCUGUCUGCCUGCCUGCCUGCCUGCCUGCCUGCCUGCCUGCCUGCCUGCC
Vombatus ursinus (common wombat) is the source of this 2778-nucleotide messenger RNA. RefSeq names its product methyl-CpG binding domain protein 1 (gene MBD1). NCBI's taxonomy places the organism in Eukaryota, Metazoa, Chordata, Mammalia, Diprotodontia, Vombatidae. The coding region runs from base 1103 to 1984 and encodes 293 amino acids. The record is from RefSeq and is a predicted model, not a curated record. The transcript is spliced from 9 exons. Gene Ontology annotation, molecular function: DNA binding; zinc ion binding.